AUGGCUGUAGCUCUAUUUAUGAUGUCCUCUGCACAGAUCUACUCUGACAUUGACAUAUUAUUACUUAUUGGAAUGUCUGUCCUUCAGGUAGCACAGAGGGAGGAUGGUGAUCCUCAGAGGGAAGGAAAGGAAGUUGUUGAGGAAGAACCGGUGGCCACACCCAAAGAGGAGGCCAAGAAGGGAAGGAAGGCAAAAAGUAAGAGGAGUGGCAAGAAGUCAAGGAAGCUGGGCACUGACAACGAUGCAGUCUCCAGGAAUAAACACCUGGAUAGAGGAUCUGUAAUUGAGCUCCUGGAGAAGAAAGCUGUUCAGGCUACAUUCGGCCCAGGCAACAAGGAUGAGAUGGAAUACUCCUACCCAAUCCUCAUCUCAUUCCUGCGCAAUCUUACUGAUGAGCAGUGGCAAGUGAUCUACAAAGGACUAAAACACCCUAUGACGAAGGAACAGCUUGCCAAAUUGUGCAAGACAAUUGUAACCUUCAUCGCACAGACCACCCUGAAGAUCCUGCUGCCAGCCCUGGCCCGCGUACUUGGGGUAAAGGACUUUGCUGACGACGACACUGACUCACCCAAGAGGGGUGGCAGUGCAAGAUCCUUUGCUGCCUUUGAUCAGGAAAGACUGGAGCUCAUCCGGGAAGUUAGAUAUCUGGCGAAGAAAAUGUAUAAGGGCGGCACAGGGGCUCAACAUCUCAGGUCCCUAACACCCUCUUCUAAGAGGUAUGUUCCCCUCAAGGUUUUCAUGUAUGGAUUUCACCGAGAUCAUCUAUCCCAGUGUUAG
Molecule: messenger RNA, 777 nt
Organism: Oncorhynchus mykiss (rainbow trout)
Lineage: Eukaryota; Metazoa; Chordata; Actinopteri; Salmoniformes; Salmonidae
Source: RefSeq, a predicted model, not a curated record